UGUAGUAACAGGUUAGACUUCUGUUUACAUCCACGCAUGUCUCGCAAUAAAUUGCAACUGCACAUUUGAUCGUAUCAAGAUCAAGUCGUGUGAUUAAAGAAUAUUUUACUAUUCAAAAUGAUGCAAUUUGAAGAAGAAGGUGAAACAUUGAAAGAUAAAUCUCGCUGCGCAAAUAUUCGCGCCGAUUUAAAAAUGUGUUUGCUUCAAAGUAACUGCUGCAAAAUUUAUAAUCGUACUCCUAGAGAAUGCCUUAGGACAUACGAUGGCACAGUACCCGAUGAAUGCUUUGCCUUACGAAAUACAUUCUUUGAUUGUAAACAUUCUUUAAUUGAUGGCAGACGGCGAUUUAGAGGUCCUAAAGGAUAUUAAAUUUUCUAAUAAUAUGUAUUUAUGUAUAUAAUUGUGAUACAUUUUA
Messenger RNA from Nylanderia fulva, 415 nucleotides. RefSeq names its product cytochrome c oxidase assembly factor 5. Gene Ontology annotation, biological process: mitochondrial respiratory chain complex IV assembly. NCBI's taxonomy places the organism in Eukaryota, Metazoa, Arthropoda, Insecta, Hymenoptera, Formicidae. Gene Ontology annotation, cellular component: mitochondrion. The record is from RefSeq and is a predicted model, not a curated record.